UUGUAGCCCUCUCCCUCUCUCUCUCUGUCGAUACAUCUGCCCUAAUUUCAGAGUAGCAUCUCUCUCUCUCUCUCUCUCUAGCCGUUGUAUUUUCUUUCGUUAAAUCUCAUUCUAAAUAUACAUACACAUUUGUGUACUCUUAUAUAUAGAGUGUGGCAGUUAUUGGGACGGUUAGGGUUUUUUGGGCUCGUCUUUAUCUGAUAAGUACCUCGUCUUGAGACAUUCAGCAAUCGCAGGAGGGUUUGGAAUUAUUGAAGUUGGGUUUGCACCCAUAUGGGAGUCUGUUGAGAGUUUCCUGUUUAUAUGCAAAUCCAUAAUUUACUCAGAUACGGAAGAAUAGAGUGUAGAAGCUGUGACUGCUCCCUUAUUCUUGGCAUAACAGUCCUUUGGAUACACCAUUUAGCCAAUCAAGUUCUUGGUGAGAGCUUGGAAAAUCAGAAAACAUUAAUUUAAAAAGGUAGUUAAUUGUGCAAAAUUAGAGAAAAUAGAGAAGUACAAAAUGAGAUUGGAAUAAUUGGAAUUUUUGAUAUACAGAGGUUGUGAGUUGUGCAAAAUUGGAGGAUAUAGUGAAGCAAGAUUGGUUGUAUAGGGAGAAGAAAGAGGGUUACCGCUAUUACUUGGAGGUUGUGUGUAGACUAAUACUUGCUGUGUUAGGGUGGGGAAGAAAGGAAAGCUAAAUUGGGUUUUAUUCUUAUACCCUGAUGAUGUCUGGUAAUGAUGGAAAAAAGUGAACCCGCUUUAGUUCCGGAAUGGUUGAGAUGUACAGGAAGUGUUAUUGGGGGUGGCACUUCAAGCCACCAUUUUGCAUCAUCUUCUUCGCAUUCAGGUACUGAUGGUUUUCUAAGGACAAGAAAUAGAUCUUCUAGGAAUGUAAACGAUAAGGAUAGCCCUCGUGCUCCUUUUUUGGAUCGACCUUCAUUGUCCAAUUCUAGGUUUAGUUCAGGUAGUACUGGUUCAACGAAGCAUCCAUAUAGCAGUUUCACUCGAAGUCAUCGUGAUAAAAACCGAGACAAGGAGAAAGAUAGGUCAGUUAUUGAGGAUCUUUGGGACCAUGACAGUUCAGACCCAUUGGGAAAUAUCUUAGGCACUAGGAUUGAGAAAACUAUUUUGAUGCGUUCUCAGUCACUGGUGUCUAGGAAGCCUCAUGAGGUGUUACCCCAAAGGGCAGUGGACUUAAAAAAUGGUAGUAACAACAAUCACAGUAGUGGACAUGAUGUGCUUGCUGGAGAGAGUGUAGCUGGUGGCAUCCAGAAGGCUGCAUUUGAAAAGGAUUUUCCAACUCUUGGAACAGAAGAGAAGCAAGGAGUACUUGAUAUAGGGAGAGUUUCAUCUCCUGGUUUCAGCAUGGCUGUUCAGAGCUUGCCUGUUGGCAGCUCCGGGUAUUCUGGUGGUGAGAGGUGGACAUCAGCUUUGGCAGAGGUGCCUGCCAUAAUUGGCAGCAGUGGACUCACAAACUCAUCUGUUCAGCAAAGUAUUGCCUCUCCAAUGCCCGGGGCAUCAAAUGCUGUGGCUGGUCCUAACAUGGCUCACGCAUUGUCACACAACCCAUCUAGAGCUUGUACCACUCCCCAGAUACCUGAGAAGACCCAAAGGUUUGAGGAAUUGGCUAUAAAGCAAUCUAGGCAAUUGAUACCCAUGACACCCUCGAUCCCUAAAGCCUUGAUUCUCAAUUCCUUUGAUAAAUCAAAGCAUCUCAAAGCAGCAGUUAGCACAAAUGAGAUGAGUGUGGCUGCGAAGAGUGUGCAGCAGCAGCCCUAUUCAUCACAAACUAGUCAAUCUCUUCGUAGUGGACAAGUCAGAUCGGAUGUUCCAAAGACCUCUCAUGCUGGAAAGUUUCUCGUUCUGAAGUCAGUACGGGAGAGUGGUGUCUCCCCUAUGGCAAAGGAGGUAUCCAGUCCAACUAAUAAUGCCAGUGGCGUGGCAGCAAAUGGCCUGCUUGCAUGGGCUACAUCAGCUCCAACUGCUCCUUUUACUAGCGCAAGUACCCCAAAGAUUCCUGCCCUUGAACACAAGUCAGCUGACUUGGUUCUCAAUCCCAGAUCCUCUGCAGAGAAGAGAGCUUCCCUAUCUCAAGCACAAAGCCGAAGUGAUUUUUUCAAUCUCAUGAGGAAGAAGACCUCGGUGAAUGCUUCUGCUAUCCUUCCAGAUUCGAGCGCUUCUCUUUCAUUUCCAUCUGUGGAGAAAUCUGGUAAAGUUUUUGAAGGAGUUAGUGUUCCUGUAAGUCCUCGUGUUACUGAGAAUGGUUGCCUGAUUCCUAGCAAUGACGAAUCUUAUGAAGAGGCUCAGAGGUUUUCUGAUGUUGGCGAGAAGAAUGUGCACCUCAACGGAGCAGCAGUUUAUCCAGACGAAGAAGAGGCUGCUUUCCUUCGUUCUCUUGGUUGGGAGGAAAAUGCUGGAGAGGAUGAAGGCCUCACUGAGGAGGAGAUCAAUGCUUUUUAUCAAGAGUACAUGAACCUGAGGCCGUCCUUGAAAGUGUGCCGGGGUGCCCAGCCAAAAUGUUCACUGCUGCCUGAAUCUCAUGCCUCCAAUUGAGGCGGUGCUUCCUCUGAAUUUAGAUCCUCUUAAUCUGAAACUGAGGCUUGACAGAUGAUCUCUCACAUACAGGAUCUGAAAGCUCAUUUUUGUUUGCAGAAGGUUUGCUGCUUUUUUCUCAUCUCUCUUGGUUUUUAGGAAAGCUGAUGUGUCAGUCCUGAAACAGAGAUUGGUUUUCUUAGAAGCCUGCCAUUGCAUCUUUUAGCGUAUUUUGGUCCCUUUUCUUUGUCUUUUUAAGAGAUCAUAAAGGAAAAAAAAGGCUUAUCACUUAUGAUGGUUUUAUCCAGCUUAUGAGAAAAAAAGAAAUUAGAAGAUUCAUUUUAGUUUUUUCUCCCUUUUUAAAGCUUAUGAUCAUGCGCAUACUUUUGUCCUCUUGUCCAUAUUGUUUUGAGUUUACAUUUUAUCU
Molecule: messenger RNA, 2938 nt
Organism: Ilex paraguariensis (yerba mate)
Lineage: Eukaryota; Viridiplantae; Streptophyta; Magnoliopsida; Aquifoliales; Aquifoliaceae
Source: the annotation of a GenBank genome assembly